AACACAACUUAAAAAAGUACUGAAACGGAAUCGAGUUCUCUCUCUCGGCGCCGCCGUAUCAAAAACCUCACCGUCGUAGCCAUCAACCCACCUUCGUUUCAGAAAUGGCGAAUAAGAUUGCGAUGUUUCUAUCGGAAGCAAUAAACAACAAUGCUGUCAUAAACACUUGUCUUGGGGUAUCGUUUGUGGUUUUGGGAUUGAGAUCUGAUCAACAGCAGAAGUAUGUCGAGGCUUUAGCAGAGCAGAAGGAUUCGCUCUCCAAGUCUAACAAGGCAAUGAAAGUCACUAUGUGGGAGUGGAAACAGCAGCUCUUUGCUGAAGCUGCUUCCGCUGGUGCUUCCGCGGUUAUUCCUCUUUCCACGCUCAAGGCCAUCUAUGGUGAAGUCACAGCAACCACUCAGUCAGGUGACACAGCCAAGGAAGUGUCAAAAGUGUCUACCCCCAAGAUCAUGAUAUGAGAGGGUUGCUAAAGUAAAGAUUAGCAUUUAACCUCAUCAAAUUUCACAAAUUGAUUGGCUAAGGCAUUUCUAACCCUUUUUUUGGCAUAAGUACCCGUGUAUGAUUCAUCAGUUUGCCCUUGCUUUUUAUCUUUUUUUGACAAGGCCUCUCUUAUGUAACAAACAAUUGUAGUUUCUACAAUCCCUUUCAGUAAUGAAAAUUCACAAUUUUCAAAAAAAAAAUUUCACAAAUUGCAUUUGUAUAACUAGAGUUUGGCAUCAGAGUGUUUGUUGUUGUGAUCCUUGUUUAAUCUCGUAAGUAAAC
Camelina sativa (false flax) is the source of this 762-nucleotide messenger RNA. RefSeq lists its product as uncharacterized. NCBI's taxonomy places the organism in Eukaryota, Viridiplantae, Streptophyta, Magnoliopsida, Brassicales, Brassicaceae. Gene Ontology annotation, cellular component: mitochondrion. The record is from RefSeq and is a predicted model, not a curated record.